This is a messenger RNA of Osmerus eperlanus (European smelt), 3034 nucleotides long. It is a transcript of the gene pnrc2, whose product is annotated as proline-rich nuclear receptor coactivator 2. The record is from RefSeq and is a predicted model, not a curated record. Gene Ontology annotation, biological process: nuclear-transcribed mRNA catabolic process, nonsense-mediated decay. Gene Ontology annotation, cellular component: nucleus; P-body. Bases 423 to 869 code for a protein of 148 amino acids. The transcript has 3 exons. NCBI's taxonomy places the organism in Eukaryota, Metazoa, Chordata, Actinopteri, Osmeriformes, Osmeridae.
CGAGUCAGGAUCCAUUUUGUUGCCAUUCAGAGUCGGAGAGGAGAGACAGACCAUCGUACCAUUAUAAUAGUGGUUUCACAAAUUGGUGGAAAUAGCGAUCUACCAUCACACAUAUACUUUAACCGUCAACCUGACACAUAUCUGACGAAGGGCUUUCACCAUCCAAGCCAGAGGAAGUCGAUUUGUCUUCUCGGAGCACCGUGUUCCGAGGUGAAUUGAUGUUCAGCUCAGGAACGCGAGAAAACAUCGCUGAUCGGCACAUGAAAACCUCAGACCUUGCUGGACACAAAAGUGCAGCGAGAAGUAGAUCGAAAACUACUUUGAGGACCUGGAGCCCAAUUGGAGAGGAGAAAUUAAGAAAAAAAGAUCUCUGCUCAGUCAAUUUUCUGACAACAAAGAGGUGACAGUAGAGUGCUAGCAGUAUGGGAGGAGGAGAGAGGUACAACAUUCCUGUGUCCCACCCCGAGCGCCCCAUGCCCAAGAAAACCCACCACCUGGGCCGCGGCAAGCAGAAGGGCCGUGACGCGAGCGGCGUGUCCGCGGUGGCGUUGGCCGGGUUCCACCAGGCCCUCCGCAGGGCCGACAAGGCCCCGCUCUGGGCCGCCGAGGCGCGGCAGGCCGCGUCCCCUGACACGAGCGCUUCGGUCCGCUUCACUGCCAGCUACCAUCACAGCUGGGAGGGCGCUGUGCCCCACCUGAGCAUGCUGCUGGGGGCACAGGGCGGGGUGAGCUACGCAGGGGCCAAGUUCAGCGAGCCACCCUCCCCCAGCGUGCUGCCCAAGCCCCCCCACCACUGGACGACCCGGCCUGGGGACCACCGCGAGAUGAUGGCCUUCCAGCUGAAGAGUCUCCUCAAGGUCCAGGCCUGACCCCCCCCCCCCCCCCCGGACCACAGCCUCCCAGGGCUCGCCCGCCUGCAACACUGCAGCACUGUAAUACACGUACCUGUUUAUACGAGGCGCCACCUAGAGGUGGGAGGUCAGGCAUGGUGGGCCUUCAUGGCCAGUGUUCGUCACCCGAUGGUUUAUUUAGGUUUUUAAACAAGUCUACAGAUAUUACAGUAUUGCAGCCUUGCUGGUGGGUGCUCUCACUGGAGCCGGUUUUUGUAACUAACGAUGAACUGGAUAUCCUCUUGAGCUUUCUCUUGUUUAGUUCUUUAUUUGGUGGCUGUUGCAGUCGUGAGCCACUCCUCCCCGUGGGGGAAGACUCCUCCCCGUGGGGGAAGACUCCUCCCCGUGGGGGAAGACUCCUCCCCGUGGGGGAAGACUCCUCCCCGUGGGGGAAGACUCCUCCCCGUGGGGGAAGACUCCUCCCCGUGGGGGAAGACUCCUCCCCGUGGGGGAAGACUCCUCCCCGUGGGGGAAGACUCCUCCCCGUGGGGGAAGACUCCUCCCCGUGGGGGAAGACUCCUCCCCGUGGGGGAAGACUCCUCACGGUAGUUGUAAUCUCUUGAGGUCCGUUUCUGUGGACAGGUAUUGAUGAACAGUUCACAGGAGAAGACUAAGGUGCUAAAACCUCACAUCUCACAUUUGUUGAAUUUUAAAUUCUGACUGGUCUUUUUAAUUUCCCAUUCCCUGUUUCCCUGUGUGUUUGGGUCGCACAAGUCACUGGACUGUUCUGCAGGGAAGCCUGCUCUACUGGAGGUGGCUGUAGUGGGAGUGUGGAGUUUCCCCUCAACCUGAAGUGUAAUAUGAGACAUGGCACGCAGGCUCUGGACUGACACUCCUGUACUUUUUUUAUAGCGCUGCGCGCUCUGCACUAUAGGAGUGUCCAUGUCCAGGGCCCCAGGCUCAGUCGUGGCAUUAUUCUGAGAUCCUGUUUAGCGUCGUAGUGUAAAAGAAGGUGAUAACUGUGGGUCCGUUGUGUGUGUUAACCAAAGCAAUGUUUUUAGCUGUACUGUUGGACCUGGUCCCCGGUGCCACAUCCUCCAUGGCCCCCCAGCAGGGUGACCAGCAGGGUGACCAGCAGGGUGACCAGCAGGGGCGUCCUCCUCCAGCCACGUCUCUCUGGCGCCCCCCGCAGGGUGAGCGGGAGGGCCGUCCCACUGGGGCCCCAGGGCUGUUCUGCUUCUGGUGCUCCAGCUGGGGUGGCCUGCCUGCGGGGGGGGGUCAGAGGGGAGAGGUGGGGGGGGGUCGGGCGUGGUGUGGCCCAGGCGGACGCAGGGUCGAUCCGGAGGUGUUUACAUUUAGAAGCAGGUCUCAGAAUGUGGCCGCACUGCCUCUUGCACUGCAGUCAGAUCUGUGUUCAUGUGUUACUGGCCAACAUGCAUUCCUGUCAGACGUGCGUUAUUGACUAUCUCCCGGUGGACUGUGGAGGCACGGCGGUGUCUCGUUCCUCUCCUGUAGAACGCAAACUGUAACGGCCAGUUUAGGGAUGACUAAACAAGCGUUGAGAGCUUGCAGAUAUGUUAAGAGCCAUGUAAAUAAGGAAAUGUAUAAGAAUACUUGUAGCAUAUGUACAUUUUGCAGGGCAAUUUUAAACCUGCUUGAUAAAGUAUUUUUAGUAAUACACUGAAUGUAUAAGUCAUGCUAAGGACUUGACUUGACUUCAAAUGCUGAAGAUUAUUUUUGUAAAAAAAAAAAAUAACUGCCUCCGGCAUGUCAAUACCCCAGCACUGUGUCCUGUUGCCAGUGAUCUUGCACAUUAUGUUUUUAUUUUGUAUCAUGCACAGUGUAGGGUAUAUGAUGCUGCUGUGCACAAAGAAAAACUCCAAAUUUCCAUUACUUAAGGAGACUUUGAUAUGUAUGAAUUGUUCAUUUAUUUCUGAAUGCUCUUAUAACUUGAAAGCUUUUUUUGUUUUCAUUGUCUUAACCUUAUCGUGCCUGCCAUGGAUUCCAAAAUUGAAAAGUGAAGUUAUUGAACUGUUAACAGGUAGAUUUUGUGUUUUGGUAGGUACAGUCUAGACAGUUCUUCAAUGACAAUACAUUCAUGUGUGGAUGUGAAGCCAGCCGGCUGUGUCUGCCCCCCCCGCUGGCAGACACAGCCGGCUGGUACGGAUGGAGAUACUUCCACCAGUUCCUUUUUUAAUUUUGUU